Molecule: messenger RNA, 4306 nt
Organism: Sorex araneus (European shrew)
Lineage: Eukaryota; Metazoa; Chordata; Mammalia; Eulipotyphla; Soricidae
Gene: RSU1
Product: Ras suppressor protein 1
Exons: 9
Coding region: 160-993 (277 amino acids)
Molecular function (GO): protein binding
Source: RefSeq, a predicted model, not a curated record
GCGGGCGGGGCGGGAUGCUGCGCGCGGUCCCGAGUGCGCCUGCGCCGAGCGCCGGCUCAGGGCGUGUUCCCGGGCGGGGUGCGAGUCCCGGGACGGGCACUGUCGCCCGAGUGCUUCCAGCUGCAGCCUGUUGUCCGGGCGCUGCCCUCCCAGGUCAUCAUGUCCAAGUCUCUGAAAAAGUUGGUGGAGGAGAGCCGGGAGAAGAACCAGCCGGAAGUGGACAUGAGUGACCGCGGCAUCUCCAACAUGCUGGACGUCCCCGGCCUGUUCUCCCUGGCGCACAUCACGCAGCUGGUCCUCAGCCACAACAAGCUGACAACCGUGCCCCCCAACGUCGCGGAGCUCAAGAACCUCGAGGUGCUCAACUGCUUCAACAACCAGAUCGAGGAGCUGCCCACGCAGAUCAGCAGCCUCCAGAAGCUCAAGCACCUCAACCUCGGCAUGAACCGGCUGAACACGCUGCCCCGUGGCUUCGGCUCGCUGCCCGCGCUGGAGGUGCUCGACCUGACGUACAACAACCUGAACGAGAGCUCGCUCCCCGGGAACUUCUUCUACCUGACCACCCUCCGCGCACUCUAUCUCAGUGACAACGACUUUGAAAUCCUGCCGCCAGAUAUCGGGAAGCUCACGAAGCUGCAGAUACUCAGCGUCAGGGAUAACGACCUCAUCUCGCUGCCGAAGGAGAUCGGGGAGCUGACGCAGCUCAAGGAGCUGCACUUCCAGGGCAACCGCCUGACCGUGCUGCCCCCGGAGCUGGGAAACUUGGAUCUGACUGGCCAGAAGCAAGUCUUCAAAGCCGAGAACAACCCCUGGGUCACCCCCAUUGCCGACCAGUUCCAGCUGGGCGUGUCCCACGUGUUCGAGUACAUCCGGUCUGAGACGUACAAAUACCUCUACGGCCGACACAUGCAGGCAAACCCAGAGCCGCCGAAGAAAAAUAACGACAAAUCCAAAAAGAUCAGCCGGAAGCCCCUGGCAGCCAGGAACAAAUGAGGGUCCAGCGGCCGCGCGUGGCUCUCUCCUCCCUCCGCAACCUCUGACCUCUCUCCGCCUGUUUUCUUUCCACUUGUUCUUUCUAGUCUUUUCCACCUUGCCUUUCCAGUUCUUUUUUGAGGUGGGAGAUUUGUAUAAGUCCUUCCAACCAUUUCCAUUUCUUUCUAAAUCAGCUGCGAAUUCCAUGGUAGGUAAUUACCUCAGCGCUUUGUAGAGGUUCACGAAGUUGCUUGUUAUCGAAAGGCUAAUUACAGUGGAGUAACCACGUAAACGUCCCCACUGACACUUUUCACCCUUCUGUUAUUCACAUCACCUAUUACGUGCCUUUAAAAAUUCCCUGCACCACCGAGAUAGUAUGUUCCUGUAACUUACACACGAUUGUACUGAGAUGCAGUGUGUGCGCCGUGUUGCCUGGGGAAUAAAGAACAAUCUGUGUGUCCCUUCUGUUCACCCCCGGUGCGAUCUUGUCCAGUGUUCUCGAGUGCAAAUGAACUUUCCGUGGAAGAAAGGCAAAAUUUAAUGAGUUCUCACGUCGAUAUGCCAGGGAGGGGCUCCCCGCCCCCACCUUUGGAGACUGUUUCUAAAUUAGGAAGGAACAGAAAAACAAAGCUCUCCGAGUUUCUGCCAAAGGACUUUGGAAAGCAGCAGUUGCAGAAUCGCUGAGGAGACAGUGACUCUGCCGGUGGCAGGAGAGCCCCACUGAGAGGGGGGAAACACCAGCACGUUUCUUGCCGCUGCAGCAAAUAACGCACUGUGUGUGUGUGUGUUCUCAGGGCCAUAGAUGGUGCCCAUGGAGCCGUGUCAACAGCCCCCUCCCUCCCUCCCAGUAGGCAGCCUGCUAGCCCCGUCCGGAGUGCCGGGCGCAGAUGAAUGUGAAUCCAGCUCCAGGCAGAAAUUUCGUGCUCAAAGGGAAGGCUGACGGGAAAUGGCUGGACAUGCCACAGGCUGGGGCUGCCCACGCAUCCUCUCCGGUCCAUUUUACAGCCUACGCCCAGGACUAAGGGACACCCCAGGAAAAAUGGGUCCAGUGGGAAGAGAAAUUCCCAUAGGCCACCACCCGCAGUCCUUGUCUCUGCCUGGAUUUUUGUUUGUUCUCUUAUUGUUGGGAACACACACACACACACACACACACACACACACACGGCAGCUUUGUUGGUUUUUGUCUGGGGGCCACACCUAGCCAUGCUCAGGGCUUCCACCUGGCUCAGUGCUCAGGGAUCACUCCUGGCAGGGCUCAGGAAGCCAAAGGCGCAUGUAAGGCAAGUGCCCUAACCACUGCACCAUCUCUCUGGCCCCUCUGCCUGGAUUUUCAAAAAAUUUUACAUGUACAACCAUUAUUGACAGUAUUAUAAAUCACAGUGCUUCAAUAAAGGAAAAACGAAGAAAUACUCAUUUAAAAAAUCUCUUUAGCUUAUGAGACUUCCAGAGAAACAAUGUCUUUCGUGUAUUGGACAUACGUCCAUCUAAAAUCAAACUACCAACAAGGACAUUCGGUAGAAUAUCACAAUAUACUUUUAGGAGUCUUAUUUUUUUAAACCUUUUAUUAUUAGGGAAAUGCAACUCAAAACCACGUGAGACUGUUCCUCGGGUGGAUUUGAAUGGCUGGUCUCUAAAAGUUAGGCAGUAGGAAGUGUUGGUAGUGAGAGUUAGGAGGAAAGGAACUUCGCAGUCUCGGAAGGACACCAUGUUGGUGUAACUACUGUGGUAGCAGAAUUAAAGCUAGAACCUGUCAUAUGUGAGGCUGCAGUUCCAGAUGUAACUCUCCAGAGACUAGGAAAGCGGGAAUUUGAAAACAUGUAUGCACUUCUGUGUUCUCUGCAGUCCUAAUCACAGUCACCAAAUUCGGAAAGAACCUAAGUGCCCAUCAGCAGGUGGCUGGAUACAGAAGAUGAGGGUUGGAUUAAAAUAAAGGGAAGGGGGAUGUAUAUAUGCAUAAAGAAAUGCCACAAAACCAUAAGGAAAAAAAUGGAAUGGGUCUUAAGAGGAUUUAAGUGAAGAAAAUGAGAAAGAUAAAUACAUGAUUUUAUUCAUAUGAAAUAUAAAGAAAUAAAAUCUCCCAUUCUGACCAGUGGAAGCUGGUCACAAGAGGGGAUAGAACAGGGAACAGUGGCCUUUGGUGGUGGGUCCAUGAUGUGCACAGUUUCCAGGUGAGAAAUUAAACAUCAGAAAAUUAUGGCAUUACAAGCCAGUGUUGUCACAGUAUAAAGUAUAUCUCCUUGAAAAGUAGAAGUAUGGUCCCACAAGUUCCCCAGGAAACGUGGGGGAAAGUCCACACUCGCAAGUCAUUGUAGACCCAAUAAAAUUGAAAAUUGAAAUACCUAACGAUGAGACAUGUGCCAAUACUUUAGAAAGUGGUAUUUAGUUUUCAAGGAAUUCUACGAGCUCUUUUUUACACACUGCUGUUGGAAAGAUGAAAUUCCAGCCCCUCAGAAAGGUGAUAACCAUUUGUUUCUAUGUACCACAACCUAAAAUUUGAGCACUCUGAUCCUGCAUUUUUCUUUUUUGGGGGUCAUACCCGGCGUUUCACAGGAGUUACUCCUGGCUCUGCACUCAGGAAUUACUCCUGGCAGUGCUCCGGGGACCAUAUGGGAUACUGGGAAUCGAACCCAGGUCGGCCGCAUGCAAGGCAAAUGCCCUACCCGCUGUGCUAUCGCUCCAGCCCCCUCUGACCCAGCAUUUCUGGGAUCUUUCCUUGAGGAAAUGCUCAGAGGUGUUCACGAAGUCACGCUUGCAAAUCUGCAUGGCAUUGUGUGCUCAGUGGAAAUGGGAGAGGCCAAGCGCCCGGCAGUUGAAGAAGGGCGAGUUGCGUUUCCAUCGUCAAAGGGGACAUUUCUCAGACAUUAAAAAGUGCUGAGCAGGGAGUUAGAGAGAUCAUGCGGUGAGGGGGCACUUGUCUUGCAUGCAGCCAAGUUCAGCCCCGUGGGCCCUCCAGACUUGGCCGGGAGCUGAUCCCUGGGGGCAGUCAGGAGAGAGCCCGGAGCACAGCCAGGGGUGGUCCAGAAACCAAGAGAGAGAGUUGCGCUUUAUCCAGAGGCAGAGGAGGAUGAUCAUUUCACCUACAAGCAAAAACACAAGGCUCCAUUUUAGAAUGGAAAUUGUUCCUGGUUGUGUAACAGUGACCCUGUGAUACACAUGCAGAGAGAAAUGAAAUGGGAGAAUUGUAUGACUGAUGAAUCAUCUCUGUAUGGUGCAUGAACAUUUUUUAAAAUUUUUUUCCACUUUGUACUUAAAUUUUUCUCUAAUGAACAUGCUAUACUUUUGUAAUCAGAAAAUAUGAAAUGCUUUUUUAAAAAAUAAAAUUGUUGAUGCAUGA